AGCUUCUGUCCCGCGAUAGGUUCACUUAUUACGUCACCCGACCUUGGACCCAGAGCCUUCUCUUCUGUGUGUGCGGCAGUGUGCGGAGGGGCAUCCAGACCAGAGUCCACCAUGAACAGAAUUUUUACCAAAACGAGUGUGACACGCUUGGCUGGCGUCCUCCAAAGGUUUCAGAGCACUCUAGUGGUUGCAGAACACAGCAAUGACAAGUUGACGCCGAUCACGCUGAAUGCCAUUAGUGCUGCGAGCAAACUUGGCGGAGAAGUGUCUUGUCUUGUCGCAGGGACAAACUGCGCAAAGGUUGUGGAAGAAAUCAGUAAAGUACAAGGUGUGAAGAAAGUUUUGGUGGCUCAAAGUGACUCUUGCAAAGGAGCUCUCCCGGAGGAGCUGACGCCACUCGUCUUGGCCACGCAAAAGCAGUUCAACUUCACCCACAUCUGUGCCGGCGCCUCGGCUUUUGGAAAGAACUUGCUGCCAAGAGUGGCUGCCAAGUUGGAUGUGGCUCCCAUCUCGGAUAUCAUUGAGAUCAAGUCUCCAGACACGUUUGUUAGAGCCAUCUACGCCGGAAAUGCUCUUAGCACAGUGAAGUGUAAUGAGGCCGUGAAGGUGUUCACUGUAAGAGGGACGUCCUUUGAGGCGGUUCCUGCAGAGGGAGGAAAUGCUGCAACAGAAUCUGUGGCUGCUGAUUCUGCCGUGGGAGUUUCUGAGUGGCUGGAACAGAAUCUGACCAAGAGUGACCGUCCAGAGUUGACCAGCGCAAAGGUCGUCGUGUCAGGAGGAAGAGGCUUGAAGAGUGGAGAGAACUUUAAAUUGCUCUACGAUCUGGCAGACAAAAUGAACGCAGCAGUUGGCGCUUCUAGAGCCGCAGUGGACGCCGGCUAUGUUCCUAACGAUAUGCAAGUCGGACAAACGGGCAAGAUUGUAGCACCGGAGCUGUACAUCGCUGUGGGCAUCUCUGGCGCUAUUCAACACUUGGCCGGAAUGAAAGAUAGCAAGACGAUCGUGGCUAUCAACAAGGACCCAGAGGCUCCCAUUUUCCAGGUGUCAGACUACGGCUUGGUUGCUGAUCUCUUUAAGGCUGUCCCUGAGAUGACCGAAGCGCUGAGCAAGUGAGGAGCAAGCGAGCGACAAAAGUUUCACGUACUACCUGCGGCCUUCGCCCAGAGCGAGUCCACGAUGCAACAGGCCUGCCGUAAAUGUCUUUUGAUCAAUGACAUAUUUUACAUAUACACCAAUUUUAAAUGUCAACAACUGAAGCACAUCUUUCGUUGACCAUGUUUUGUGCCUCCUGAUAGCGACUAGCUGCAAUUGUCUGGGACGUUUUCCUGCUAACCUAAGACCGUUGUAAUUUUGAGAUUGCGCGUAUUAAAGGUGACAAUUGAUGACUCA
This is a messenger RNA of Syngnathoides biaculeatus (alligator pipefish), 1389 nucleotides long. RefSeq names its product electron transfer flavoprotein subunit alpha (gene etfa). Gene Ontology annotation, cellular component: mitochondrion. Gene Ontology annotation, molecular function: flavin adenine dinucleotide binding; electron transfer activity. Bases 112 to 1113 code for a protein of 333 amino acids. The transcript is spliced from 12 exons. The record is from RefSeq and is a predicted model, not a curated record. Lineage: Eukaryota; Metazoa; Chordata; Actinopteri; Syngnathiformes; Syngnathidae.